AUGGGUCGAAAAGGGCAGGAGCUUGGGACGGAGGCGAAAAAUAUCAUUAUAGAUUUGAUACAGAGUGGUCUUUCCCGUCACAAGGUCAGUGAGAUGUUGAAAAUUCCAAAGUCAACAGUUAUCGAUAUCGCAAGAAAGUUUUUUGCCACAGGGUCAGUGGAAAACAAACCAAGAAGUGGGCGGCCGGCGAAAAUGAAAGAAAGGGAUUACCGUGGUUUAGAAAGGCUUGUGAAAACGCAUCGUCGGGAGUCUUUAAGUGAUAUUACAUCAAAAUUUAAUGAAGGCAGGACUGAAAAUGAAACUGUAAGUAAGCGGACUAUUCAGCGUCAUUUGCAUAAUCAUGAAUAUAGAAGGUGUGUAAGUAAAAAGAAACUUGUUGUGAAGGAGGUUAACCGACGAAAGAGACUGGCAUGGUGCCGAGAGAAAAGGCGGUGGACAGUUCAGAAUAACUGGAAUAAAGUGAUAUUCUCAGACGAGAGCAAGAUAAUGAUUGGUCACGACCAGCGGGUUCAUAUUUGGCGCAAGAGAAACGAAGGUUGGCGACCCGAUCUUGUGCAACCCCGGACAUCGCAACCCAGGUAUGAAGUAAUGAUAUGGGGGUGUAUCUCUUGGAAUGGUGUUGGGACAAUUACACCGGUGAAAGAAUGUGAUAGAUGUCAGAGAUCUGCCAAUGCUGCUCCAUCAACAGCCCCUCCUCUACAAGUCAUACCAGUGGCAACAGAUGUGUGGAACAAAAUUGGUAUGGAUGUGGUCAACUUUAAAGAGUCUGUAGAUGGUUAUAAACAUGUUAUUACUAUUACAGAUUACUUUUCAAAGGCUGAAGCUGUGCGAGACAAAACUGCCAACACCAUAGCUGCCUUCCUUAUCAAGACCAUUCUGCGUCAUGGUGCCCCUCGCAUACUGAUGACUGACAAUGGCUCCAAAUUCAAAAACCAAAGACUUCAAGAGCUCACCAGUUCCUAUGGAAUCAACCACAUUUUUACAACGCCAUAUCAUCCUCAAGCCAAUGGCCUUGAUGAGAGGACCAACCAGACGCUGAAGCAGAGUCUUUGGAAAGUAGUCCAUGACCACGAAGACGACUGGCCGAAGUACCUUGACCAUGUGGUUUCAGCAAUCAACAUGACAAGGCAGUCCUCCACCGGCUACUCUCCAAUUUAUCUAAAGGGGCUACGAACACCGAGGAUGGGCUUCAAAACCAACUUGAGCCCUGUACAGACGUAA
Messenger RNA from Saccostrea cuccullata (small rock oyster), 1221 nucleotides. RefSeq lists its product as uncharacterized. The record is from RefSeq and is a predicted model, not a curated record. NCBI's taxonomy places the organism in Eukaryota, Metazoa, Mollusca, Bivalvia, Ostreida, Ostreidae. Gene Ontology annotation, biological process: DNA transposition; DNA integration. Gene Ontology annotation, molecular function: DNA binding. The coding region runs from base 1 to 1221 and encodes 406 amino acids. The transcript is spliced from 2 exons.